This is a messenger RNA of Cuscuta epithymum, 991 nucleotides long. NCBI's taxonomy places the organism in Eukaryota, Viridiplantae, Streptophyta, Magnoliopsida, Solanales, Convolvulaceae. The record is from the annotation of a GenBank genome assembly.
CACAAAACGGACCCUAAACCACUCACGUUCAACGAGGUUUCGAAGCUCGUCUCUCUUCUUCUCUCCGAUCCUGCUGAUCCAUUAGGUGUUUGUACAAGUGCUAUAAAAAGUAUGCUAUGAGAAUGGUGUUGUGAGAUUGCCACACAGAAAGUUUCUUUCUGGGAAGAGUAUUAAUGAAAUAAAAGAAAAGUGUUGUCAAGGAAAAACAGGUUGAGUUGCCCAAAGAAGCUGCUGGAGAAAAGAUUAACUCUUCUCUGUAAUUAGUCUACCAUGCCCUCCUCAGUCAUUAGAAUCUCCCCGGUGCAAAACAAAGAUGGUGGCAAUGCACAUGAAGUCCCAAAGUCAGCAGUUGUUCCUCGGCAACAAGGAACCACGAGUGCGCAAACUUUAAACUUGCCAAAAGCAGUUACUACAUCAGCAGGAGGUUCAGAUGAAUUUAAGUAUGGGUUUCCAUCAGAUGUUGGCUUGUCGGUUCUCUCCUAUAGAUGGUGGGGAAGCGGAAGUUCUGAUCCUAAUGAAGAUGACAUUAGAAAAGAAGAAGAAGACGUUUCUGAGGAAAGAAAGCAGCAAUUAGCAGAGCCCAUGGACAAAUCUGAGCAAGAUUUAAAUACAACUCAUAAAAUAAAUCCAGAUUUAGUAGGAGCUGGUUUACUGUCCGAGUUGAGAGAAGCAGCUGCCAAAGAAGGGAAAGAAGCUUUGAGGGUUGGAGUCUAUCGGGGGCAGCAUGGUCUAUUCAAACUAGAUUUGACCAAAAGAAUGGUGCUUCUUCAAGCAUUUAAAUCUUCAUAGCCUGAAUCUCUGUGUUCUUCCCUUCACACGAUGAAGGGACCGGAAUGUCUUGUUUUCAAGACAGGAAAUAUAAAGUUGGCUAUAACCUAAUUUUCAGGAUGCCUAGAAGUGAUGUCCUAUAUCCACGAUGCCUAAGAAUGAUUUCAUGUACUGCGUAUUUUCCUUAAAGGAUCACUUAAGUGUUAAUUUUUGUAUUGCCAAG